This is a messenger RNA of Daldinia childiae, 726 nucleotides long. RefSeq names its product GrpE protein like protein, mitochondrial. Bases 1 to 726 code for a protein of 241 amino acids. Gene Ontology annotation, cellular component: PAM complex, Tim23 associated import motor. Gene Ontology annotation, biological process: protein folding; protein import into mitochondrial matrix. Gene Ontology annotation, molecular function: adenyl-nucleotide exchange factor activity; protein homodimerization activity; protein-folding chaperone binding. Lineage: Eukaryota; Fungi; Ascomycota; Sordariomycetes; Xylariales; Hypoxylaceae. The transcript is spliced from 2 exons. The record is from RefSeq and is a predicted model, not a curated record.
AUGUUAAAACAAGUAAUUUCUAAGUCGGCCAGAGCUGUUUGCUCCAACUCGAGAGCAAUUUCUCAACGGCCUUUACUACGGACACAAUUCUCGCCAGCACCUUUAAGUCCUCUUCGAAGCAUAAGAUAUUAUAGCGACCAACCGGAAUCGGCUGCAAAAAAGGAAGACGAAGGGCCAACUGCGCAGGUAGAAGCACAGGAUGGUGAGACAGCCAAACCAUCAGAUGCUGAGGCUGAGCUCAAGAAGAAGUUGGAAACUAAAGAAAAGGAAGCCAUUGACUGGAAGGAUAAAUACCUACGGUCGGUAGCCGACUUCCGAAACCUUCAGGAGCGAACUCAGAGAGAUAUGAAGGCAGCUCGCGACUUUGCUAUCCAAAAGUUCGCCAAAGAUUUAGUCGAUAGCGUCGACAACUUAGACAGGGCUCUAACAAUGGGUCAAGAGAAGAUCAAGACCAUGGAAGAGGAGCAGAAGAACGAGGAUCUAAUCAAUUUCUACGAGGGUGUCAAGAUGACCGAGACCAACAUGCUCCAGACCCUUUCUAAGCACGGCCUGGAACGAUUCGAUCCCGAGGGAGAGAAGUUCAACCCUAACGAACACGAAGCAACCUUCAUGACCCCAAUGCCCGGCAAGGAGGAUAACACCGUCUUCCACGUUCAGCAGAAGGGAUUCAAGCUAAACGGAAGAGUGCUCCGAGCCGCCAAGGUCGGCGUAGUUAAGAGCCAAUAA